Messenger RNA from Anoplopoma fimbria (sablefish), 1755 nucleotides. It is a transcript of the gene tmem11, whose product is annotated as transmembrane protein 11. NCBI's taxonomy places the organism in Eukaryota, Metazoa, Chordata, Actinopteri, Perciformes, Anoplopomatidae. The record is from RefSeq and is a predicted model, not a curated record. Bases 20 to 583 code for a protein of 187 amino acids. The transcript has 2 exons. Gene Ontology annotation, cellular component: mitochondrial inner membrane. Gene Ontology annotation, biological process: inner mitochondrial membrane organization.
UCACGGUUGCAUCUCCAACAUGGCGUCGCUGGGAAGGAGGCGCGGUGUCCCAGUAAGCAGGGAGAGGGGAGUGAUGGCGGCGACAGACUGCUACAUUGUGCACGAGAUCUACAAUGGGGAGAAUGUGCAGGACCAGUUUGAGUAUGAGUUGGAGCAGGCACUGGAGGCCCAGUAUAAAUACAUUGUCAUUGAGCCCACACGCAUCGGAGAUGAAACGGCCCGGUGGAUUACCGUGGGCAACUGCCUGCACAAGACGGCCGUGUUGUCAGGUACCGCGUGCCUCCUGACGCCAGUUUCACUGCCGGUUGAGUACUCGCGUUAUGUGGCGUUGCCCGCCGGCGCCUUCAGUGUCGCCUGUGCUGCCCUCUACGGGAUUUCAUGGCAAUUUGACCCCUGCUGCAAGUACCAGGUGGAGUACGACAGCCAAAAACUCUCACGGCUGCCCCUGCAUACACUCACCUCCUCGACGCCCGUUGUAUUGGUACGCAGGGAUGAUGUCCACAGAAAGAGACUCCAUAAUACGAUAGCACUGGCUGCCCUGGCAUAUUGCGCCAAGAAGAUCUACGAACUCUAUGCGGUAUGAGUGCACUCUGAAGAGGGUUUAAGAACCAAGAGAAAAAAAGGAAAAAACAAACAAAAAAAAACCAGAACCUAUCCACACCCAGAUGUAAGAAAAAGUGGAAGUCACGAUCAGGCCCUGCAGUUAGCUCCACACAUGGUGGGUGCUUCCAUUUUGAACUUUGAUCGGAGGGAUUAUAGUUAAAACUAGUUUUUCCUUUACAUUUUCUUUACUUCUAUGUGACAACAACAGCACACUUAUAUCCGUAGUACCCUUGCGCCUCCUCCCCAGCGCCCUCCACCUUCAUCCUUGACACACAAGCAAGUGCACAAGGGUACGACAGCAGUUCCUCUGGAUUGAAUUGUACUGCAGUUGAAACGGACCGACAUGUUUUGAGUAUCGAGCUCUCUCUCCCCUUCUUCCGCGUAGUUUUACUGUACCCCUUUCUUGCUGAUCAGUACAUCACCCUUUCAUUAAACAUUAGGAUAUUUCAACCUAACUUUUCUGUAUGUUAUUUUACUUUUUUCAUUAAAUUCUACAUGAUGUUCAGAAAAGAGCAAAUAGUUGCAAAUUAUUUGAGAUUGUGUCUUGUUCAUGUAGAUAUUCUUGUUUAAAAGAGUGUAAGAAAGAUCUUAUGUGGCAAUGUUUGGCUCAAUGUGUUCGAAACACUACAUAAAUACUUAAUUUUGAAAAGUCACAUUUUACACAUGCUUCUAAUAAUGUAUAUUACAUUGACCUCAAGCCAAACCCCCAUAAUUGAAAUUAAAAUAAAACCACUAUUUGACAUUACAGAUAACAAUUGAACAGCAAAUUAUAAAUUCAUACUUUCUUGUACAUGUUUAUCCAAUGGUGCUUGUUAUGCGUUGCUAUCUAGAUCAGCACUUUUAGAAGUCAUAAGAGGAGUUAAAGUAUUGAUGAAGUGGAGGAUGAGUUGUGAUUUAACAGGAGACUUGUAACAAUUUAAUAAUAAAGUUGAGUUAAGAUGUGAGUUAGUUGAAUAUGAAGAGAGACAGUGACCUUGUCAGGGUCACUGAUUAAAAGUAAAUCUCGUAUAAAUGUUCACUACAAGCUGAAUAAGGAUUGUUGACUUUGCCAGCAGGAUUUGAGCAAAUUAAAACGUGUUUAUGAAAAGUUUCCUAAGAAUUUUGUGUAAAUACCUUAAAGGUCUAUCAAACAAUGUAUUAAAUAAAUUGUAA